Molecule: messenger RNA, 2100 nt
Organism: Metarhizium album ARSEF 1941
Lineage: Eukaryota; Fungi; Ascomycota; Sordariomycetes; Hypocreales; Clavicipitaceae
Product: acetoacetyl-CoA synthase
Exons: 4
Coding region: 1-2100 (699 amino acids)
Biological process (GO): lipid metabolic process
Cellular component (GO): cytosol
Molecular function (GO): acetoacetate-CoA ligase activity
Source: RefSeq, a predicted model, not a curated record
AUGGAGUUUGAACAGACGCCGAGGAAGCUCUGGGAGCACCCGGACCCCAAGAGCACCGCCAUGUGGGCGUUUAUGCAGGACGCGAAUGCGAAAUAUGGAUUGAAUAUGCAGGACUUUCCCGCUCUCUACAAAUGGUCGUGCUCGAAUCGCAACCAAUUCUGGUCCCUCGUCUGGGAAACCAUGCCCUUCAUCCACUCGGGGAGCUACACGGAGCCCGUUGACGAGUCUGUCCCCGUCUCCCGGCUCCCGCCCUGGUUCGCGGGCAUUCGACUCAACUGGACGGAGAACUUUCUCUGGAGCCGGAGCGUCAACGACGCCCCCGGUGCCAGGACCCAGCUCAACAAGGAAGACUCCAGGAUCGCCCUUACGGAGGUGCGCGAGGGCAACACUGAGGUGCGACACAUGACGUGGGCAGAGCUGCGGACGAGAGUGGCCGAGCUGGCGACGGCCAUGAAGGAAAGAGGCGUUGGGAGGGGUGACCGCGUCGUCGCAGUCGGUGCGCAUUCGGCCACGACCCUCAUUGUCUUCUUGGCGACGACUUGGCUGGGCGCCUUGUUCAGUAGUAGUUCUACCGAUAUGGGCGUUGGAGGCUUGUUGCAGAGGGCGGUGCAGAUUGAUCCCAAGUAUGUUUUCUUUGACGACGGCGCCCUAUACAACGGCAAGGCUAUUGAUCUCGGGGCCAAGAUUCAAGGCGUCGUGCAAGGACUGCAACAAUGCCCGUCGUUCAGCAAGGUGGUUGUCGUGCAGCGGUUCAGCCGGCGGCCCUGCCCUACCCAACACAUUUCCAACACCGAACGACUCGAGGACUUUAUCCUCUCAAAGGGGAAAAAGCAGGCGCCCCCCAUGGUCCGUGUUGGCUUCCAGGACCCCAUGAUCGUUUUCUACUCUUCCGGCACGACGGGCAUCCCAAAAGCAAUUGUCCACGGGGUCGGCCCCUUGCUGAUCAGCCUCCGUAAAGAGGGUGUGCUGCAUAAGUGCAUCACCCCCGACGACGUUGGCCUUCAGUUCACCACCACCGGAUGGAUCAUGUACCUAUCCAGCGUGUCGCAGCUAGUGUUUGGAGCGAGGGCUGUUUUGUAUGACGGAUCGCCAUUCAUCCCCGACCCAACCGUGCUCUUAAAGAUUGCCGAACAGCAGGGCGUGACCACACUGGGCCUCAGCCCACGAUGGAUGACGGAGCUAAUGAAGAGGGGGAUUUCGCCCAGAAAAGUAGCCGAUCUCUCCAGGCUGAAAAAAGUGGUGAGCACAGGCAUGGUGCUGCCCGACCAAAUGUUCGAGUGGUUCUACGAUGAGGCGUUCCCGCCGCAGGUCCAGAUCGCCAACAUUUCCGGCGGCACAGACAUUGCCGGUUGCUUCGUCCUCGAGAACCCCCUGACGCCCGUCUACGUCGGCGGCUGCGUAGGCGGCUCCCUGGGCAUUCCCAUCGCCGUCUACGACCACGAUCUCCCCGAAGGCAGCGAGGGGGCGUCCCUCCCGCUCGGCCGGGCGGGCGAUCUCGUUGCGACGGCCGCGUUCCCCAACGUGCCUCUGUUUCUCUGGAACGACAACACGCCGCCGCCGGGCGAGAAAUACCGCGCGGCGUACUUUGACCGCUUCAACGGGGUCUGGGCACAGGGCGACUUUUGCGUCUUCCACCCCAAGACGGGCGCCAUCCUGAUGCUCGGCCGGUCAGACGGGGUGCUCAACCCCAGCGGCAUCCGGUUCGGCAGCUCCGACAUCUACGCCGUGCUGGAGCGGUGUUUCCCAGCCGAGAUUGCCGAGUCGCUGUGCGUGGGGCAGAGGCGGCCGAGCGAUCUCGACGAGCGGGUGGUCUUAUUUCUGGUGAUGAAGCAGGGGCGGACGCUGGAUGGGACGACGGCGAGGAGCAUCAAGGACACGAUUGCGAGGGAGCUGACCAAGAGACAUGUGCCGCAGUACGUGUUCCAGGUGCCCGAGAUCCCCGUCACCGUCAACGGGAAGAAGGUCGAGCUGCCGGUCAAGAACAUCAUCUCGGGCAAGACAGUGAGGCCGAGCGGUACCCUGUUGAACCCAGGGAGCUUGGAGUAUUUCUAUCGGUUCCAGAAGGUGGAGGAGCUGCAGGAGCCGGCUGCCAAGUUGUAG